AUGCCACAUGCGAGGUCGGAUUCGCCAUCCAGUUAUUCAAGCUAUGCAACAUCCAGCAAUUCAUCGACUUUGAGGCGAAAGUUGCAAACUGCCGUCGCCAACCAGAACGGAGGCAAGUCUUCGCGGCCGGAUGCGAAGGAGAAAAAAGGACCGAGCAAGACGACUGCAUUGCCGCAGCGUCCUGCUACACCCAAAGCGGCGAAGGCGCCACAGGUUGAUGAAAUCGAGAACUUGCGAGAGAUGCUUGUCGAAAAGCAGCAGGAGAUGGCCGAGGAGAAAAAUCCAGACCGCAAGAAGGACCUUACAAAAGAUCUUGAGAUCUUGAAGCAAUGGUUGAAAGACAAGGAGCAGAAAGCAGCAACCGUGAAGGACGUCAAAGAUGGCAAGGCUUCCGAAGGCGAAGCACAGGCCGCCGUGACCAAAACCACCAAGCGUCAGGUCAACGAUGGCAGCAGCGGUCCUGCGCACAAGAAGCAAGCUGAGGCGCCACGCCAGAAGGAUGGCGAGAGCAAGGAGGAGGCAAAAAAGGUUAGCAAGCAGCCCAAAAAGGAUACAAAAGACAAGGCCCAAAAAGCAGCCGAUAAGACACCAAAAGCACCAAAGUCGAGUGCCAAGGAAUGCAAGCGACCUGCAGCAGACAUAGAGGCAGAAACGAAGAGGUUAAAACAGACACCCGACAUCCAGGAGGCAUCGAAGAAGGAAGAAACGGCAGAGGCAAAGAGCGCAAGCCAAGUCGACAACCAUAGCCUUCUGCAAAAUGCCGACACCAUUUCGCAAGCCAAGAGCGAGCUUCAGCAAACGUUGACGCAGCAGAGAACGGAGGCCUUUGUUCAUGCUGUACCGUCUCCAGUGCAAACUGCUGACCCGGCGGAGAUGGCGACAGCAGCCCCAAAGCAGGACGUGCCCCAAGAGUUUGUGCUGGCCAGCGAGGCCACCACCCUGAUGCCGUCCGAGAAGGUGCCCCCCUGCGAACUUCCUCUGUGGUGCGUGAUGCCGAACCCAAGAGACGUGGAAAAGGUCUUGGAAAUUGUGAGGCAUGUUCCCGGAAGCAAUGUCCCGUCGAAGCGCAUGAGGUUGGGACGUCGCGCCUGGGCACUCCUCGGACGGAGGCUGCAUGAGGCCCAAGCUGCAGAAGCUCGGCGAGCAGGUGUGCCCGAGCCUGAUAUUGGCUUGGCAUGUCCUUUGUCGUCGAAAGCCCACGCCGUCGUGCUGCAGAAUUGGACGGGCAAGAUCUUCUUGAAGGAUCUCGGCUCUGCCCACGGAACUUUCCUGAGCGGAGUGCGACUGAACCCUCAUGAGCCUUUUGAGUGGCAAGCUGGCACGAAGGCUUUCUUUGCGGAUGCCAGCACCGAGUUCUUCGAGCUGAGAGCAGCUUGA
This is a messenger RNA of Symbiodinium sp. CCMP2456, 1377 nucleotides long. The record is from the annotation of a GenBank genome assembly. NCBI's taxonomy places the organism in Eukaryota, Dinophyceae, Suessiales, Symbiodiniaceae.